Messenger RNA from Lagenorhynchus albirostris (white-beaked dolphin), 304 nucleotides. RefSeq names its product UPF0547 protein C16orf87-like. Bases 50 to 304 code for a protein of 84 amino acids. The record is from RefSeq and is a predicted model, not a curated record. Lineage: Eukaryota; Metazoa; Chordata; Mammalia; Artiodactyla; Delphinidae. The transcript is spliced from 3 exons.
GCCGCCGCCGCCGCCGCGCAUUUCUGCAACUCGAGCCAAGAAAGUGAAGAUGGCCACCAAAUCAUGCCCCGAGUGCGACCAACAGGUACGUGUUGCAUGUAAAUCUUGUCCCUGUGGUUAUGUAUUUAUUAAUAGGAAACUUCUAAAAAUAAAACACUCAGAGAAAUCAUCAACUUUUACAGAAAUUGCCACAGCCCCCCCAGCCUUCAGCAACCACCACCCUGAUCAGUCAGCAGCCAUCAACAUCAAGGCAAGAGCCUCCACCAGCAAAAAGAGAAUGACUGAAGGCUCAGAUGAUGGGUAG